GACACGAUGGACAACCGGGCCUCGCUCCUCAGCAUCAACCCGUCAUGACUUUCCUCCUUCAUCUUUGAAGCAGGAGCCGCGCUCUCCCCCGCCUCUCAGACUCAAGUUUAUCCCACCCAUGAGCAAAGACACCUUUCGCGCCAAGGGUCAUAACCCCGCCGAAUCCGCAUCCAGUUCCUCCAUGUCCAGUCCAUCUUUCUCCUUCUCCGCCACCGCACAAACCACGUCCACAUCCACAUCCGUCUUUACCUUUGGGGCCGCGCAGGCUACCGAAGCAAGCGACGAAUCAGGCAGCGAUGAAGAGCGAUCGCAGCGAGGACGCAAGAAGAAGAGUAAGAUAGGGGGAGCAUGUUCACACUGCAAAACAUUGAAGGUCAAAUGCAUGUUUCAACCAGGCGAGACUAUAUGUCGCCGCUGUCAGACGGGAAAGCAUGAAUGUGAAGUUCGAGGGCGUAAGAAACGAAAGGCUGCUCCGACACACGAAGACUUGCAGGAGAAGUGUAUGCAACAAGACAGAGAAAUCGUCGUUUUGCUACAGAAGAUCGAACAAAUGGAAUUGGACGAGAAGGUCAGGCAGUGGAUAAUGAAGUCGAACAGAGAGUUGGACCGGGACUCAGACCCAACGAGUCAAGCCUAUCGUUCUAUGGGUUUGUCGCCUGCGCCCUACACACCCUUAGCGGAGGACCAACAAUUGGCAUUCACGCUCAAGAACCUCCGAUACCGAAGCAACCCUCUCAACGCUUCACCCCAGUCCGUGGAUUUGAAGCCACCAGAUAUCAUCAAGUACAACGUGGUCGCGCCCGACGACAUAGCACUGCUCUUCCAUAUCUUCUUCGAUAAGAUCAAUCCUUUCUUCUCACUCCUUGAUCCCGAGCUCCACACACCCAACAAACUCAUCUGGAGCUCUCCGUUUCUGUUCACCGUUAUCUGCGCACUCGCCUCCCGCUUCAUCACCGAGAAGCCCAGUCUUUACUCUCUUUCCAUGGAGUUUGCUCGAGACGCUGCGGGCAAAGCUCUAGUUGAUGGAACCAUCAGUAUCGACGUUUGUCAAGCAUACCUCCUGUUGGCUGUUUAUCCUCGCCCCGGGAAGAAAUGGGACAAAGAUCGCAGUUGGAUACUCAUGGGUGUGGCUAUACGGAUGGGGUUAGAGCUCAAACUGCACGAGCAUCCGCCACCAGGGACAGACGAUCGAGAAUGCGCGAACCGGAUCAGAACGUGGCUGAACUGUUUCUGUGUGGACGGAGCUCAUGCGACUGCCUUCGGGAAAUUGCCAAUGUCCUCCCUUGAUGAUGCAGUGUCUCGAUCAUGCACGGACUGGUAUCGGUCUUCACGGUUCAAUCUGCCUUUUGAUCUGCAGCUCGUCGCUUAUGUGGACAUCAUCGCUCUCAUGGCCCGGUUCCGUAAAGCCGUUAAACGGUUUGAAGAACAUCCAGGUGAAGACACUGCCAGCAUAAUCGCACAGUGCGAGAUGUAUGAUGAGAUGUUGGCGAAGAAGAUUACCUUCUGGAAGGAAAGAUACGCAGAGGAUUAUACAGCCUGCAAUGAUCGACUAUGCAGGUACAGAUGCAACACGACAGAAAUGAUUGGAACGUACUUGAGGCUGGUUAUUCUUUCUAUGGCGUUCCCUUACGCUGUCAAAAAGGGUAUAGUUCGCGAGAGCUAUGUUGCCGAGACGUCCAUCGAUGUUGCCUGUACGGUGAUCAAAAUCAUGGUUGAGCGACUGUACCCGACGGGUAUCUUGCGCUUUGCUAUGGAGGCGAACUUCCUCUACGUCGCCUUCGCCGCUGCCUUCCUCAUCAAUCUCCUUCGACCCAAGUUCCUUCCUCUCCUUGGUGAAACCACGCAAACCAAGAUCAUUAAGAUUGUGGGAUCCCUCAUUGAUGUUUUGGGUUCGAACGACGUUGCCAUGGACGAGCGCCACACACCAGCGCUCUACCACAGGUUCCUCUCGAACUUGCUUAAGAAGUACGAUCAGCGGCCAGCCACCCACGUCCCCGAACGCCCAGGGUCCACCGACUUCGUGCCAGAGUACGGGCCUGACCGUCGGCCGUCUCCCCCUCACGCGUACAUGUGGCCCGACACCGGCGCCAUCCUCCCACCAACCCUCGUCUCUGCCGAAAGAGCAGAACACCCGCAGAACAUGGUGUUGCAGGGUUCGGGAGAGGCGGAGAUGGACUUCAGCUUGAAUCAUUUCGUGACGCAUGUGCAUGGGUUACAGUACGGACAGAUUCCACAGGACGGGAGUGUGCUACUCCCUCAGAGUGAUGUUCCGCGGCCAGCGCCUGGAUGGGAGGCGGACAUGUUCUCGCACGACCCAUCCGGGUAUCCUGUUUGGCCGCCAUCUGCUGGUCAUGAUCAUGGACAAGCACGAGGCGGCUACAGCGUCUGAUGUUCAGUUUGUCUCCAUUUUGGGCUCUUUUGUCUCUUGUUCUCUGGUUAGAGUCUGAUAGUACUACUGGAUUGUAUACGCCGACUGUGUUAUUGUAAUAUUUUGCUUCUUGUCUCGUUGCAUUGUUUUCCUGUCGUUGUCGUAUACAUUAUUUACUUGUUGUGACCUUUU
Molecule: messenger RNA, 2560 nt
Organism: Stereum hirsutum FP-91666 SS1
Lineage: Eukaryota; Fungi; Basidiomycota; Agaricomycetes; Russulales; Stereaceae
Exons: 19
Coding region: 119-2389 (756 amino acids)
Biological process (GO): regulation of DNA-templated transcription; DNA-templated transcription
Cellular component (GO): nucleus
Molecular function (GO): DNA-binding transcription factor activity, RNA polymerase II-specific; transcription cis-regulatory region binding; zinc ion binding
Source: RefSeq, a predicted model, not a curated record